ACGAGUUCUAGUCGUCUUCAUGUGUCGCAGGACCGUCAUCAGAUAUUCAUCACCUUCGCGGAGUAUGACUGUAAUUAUAUUCAGUAUCUUGACAAUACACUCCCCCCGAAUUCGCCCCGUCCAUUUCUCAAGAUGCAUGAAUUCGGACCUUGGAAUACGAUGAUCAGAAGUGAUAUGGAAAUUAUUGGUAGCAUUCUGCUGGCUAUCUCCUUGCGCGCGUAUUCUGAUGCCAAUCUGGGCAAACCAUCCACCAGUGAGCAGCAUAGUAGCUGA
This is a messenger RNA of Aspergillus ochraceoroseus IBT 24754, 273 nucleotides long. RefSeq lists its product as uncharacterized. NCBI's taxonomy places the organism in Eukaryota, Fungi, Ascomycota, Eurotiomycetes, Eurotiales, Aspergillaceae. The annotation marks the transcript as partial. The record is from RefSeq and is a predicted model, not a curated record. The transcript has a single exon.